Messenger RNA from Penicillium brevicompactum, 1800 nucleotides. RefSeq names its product putative UV radiation resistance protein (UVRAG). Gene Ontology annotation, biological process: SNARE complex assembly. Gene Ontology annotation, cellular component: endosome; lytic vacuole. The record is from RefSeq and is a predicted model, not a curated record. Bases 1 to 1800 code for a protein of 599 amino acids. The transcript has 2 exons. NCBI's taxonomy places the organism in Eukaryota, Fungi, Ascomycota, Eurotiomycetes, Eurotiales, Aspergillaceae. Gene Ontology annotation, molecular function: SNARE binding.
AUGGAUUCGGACACGGAGCCUGAAAGUGCCCGCAGAGAGCGGCCGUGGCUCUACGCUUGGAAUCGCAGACUUCGACACCUACAGGGCAUAUCUAUUCGUAACUUAGUUGUGACGCAGCUCCCGACUCGGACUCGUGGCAAGACUAUUGAUGACGACGACAUCCCUUAUACCUCAAAGACACCUUCGAAGAUUCGAUCGCAAAACGAAAGCCAUCCUCUACACCCAUCAAAGUCAUUCACUGAUCUAAAGUCACAUGGAAAUAAAAAUGGCAAUACAGACAACGAUCUCGCGAUUCGGCCCCGUCGCCGAAGCACCUUGUUUUGGAACGACCCAAACCCUCGAACUCGACAGGUCAAGCUUGAAGACAUAAUCAAUAGCCGAAUGGUGGACUCGUUUUUCUCACUUCAUUGCGAGGGCUUUGAAGAGCCGGUCUACAUCAGCGAAGUGAUUGAACGUGCAAACAAUCCCAGCUUUCGGUCUUUUGAUCUGAAUCUAUGUGGUCCACACAUCUCCCGAAUGGAUGAACUGACCCUAAAGAUCUGGGCGAAAACGGCAGAAAUGUCAGAACACAUAAUAUUAGUUGAGCUGCAGGUUCAUCUGCGGUCAUUGCAAUUCUUGGGAAAGACGCUCGAGAGCUUCCAUCAGCCACUUCCGGCGAACUCGAUCUUGUUUCAUUUUUCGGAUGGUGUCUACAGCAACCUGACUGAUUUACCACCGAUUGAGACGCCAUUGCAAGCCCCUGGACAGAAGGCCAGUGCAGACGGCACCGUCUUGCCGUCUUCUCCUUAUGACGCUUUGAUGAAAUUGGCCAAUUUGGAUGAAUGUGUGCAGGACGCAUUGGCAACCAGGGAAAAGCUGGAGGCGCAAAUAAGCUCCAUUCUGCAACAGAACGAGGGUUCGUUGAACACCACCGGUGCUGCAGCGGAGUCAUUAGAGAAGCUUGCUCUCGCCAAAAAUUAUGUCGCCGCGGGACGCAAGCGAGUUCGCGCAACACUGAAGCAUAAAGAAGAUUUGAUCGCCAGUAUCAAGGCUCGGAAAGAAGCGAUGCAACAGGGUCGCACCAGCCAAGCCAAGAUACGUAGUCAUCUUCCUGAAGCUCAGGAGCGAUUGGUUGCAAGCGAGCGUUUGCUCAACCAAAAUGCGGAGGAAACGAAGGGUCAGAUUCGACGUAUUGCUGAGGACCUCCUCACAGUCUACCCCGUCGAGCCUAUUCCUGACAAACCUCUCGCAUUCACCAUCGCAGGGCUGGCCCUCCCGAAUUCUUACUUUGAAGACAUCGACCGGCAGGUAGUGGCGGCAGCAUUAGGACACACAGCACAUUUGGUUUAUCUGCUGUCUUUCUACCUGUCAGCGGCCCUCCCAUACCCAGUCAACGCGAACGGUUCGACUUCUGUUAUCCGAGACCCCAUAUCCGUACAGCUCCCAUCUCGCACAUAUCCUCUUUAUCCGGUGAGUGUGGAAUGGCGGUUUGAGUAUGCUGUGUUCCUUUUGAACAAAGACAUCGAAUAUCUUCUCAGCAAGCAAGGUCUACGUAUACUGGACAUUCGACACACACUCCCCAAUCUCAAAUACCUUCUCUACGUUCUCACUGCCGGUACUUCGGAGAUUCCUGCCCGAAAAGCUGGUGGUGUUCGGGCUCUCACUGGGCGACUGACUCCGAGUUUGUCCAGACGUGGCAGCACCGACAGUGCAGCAUCCGGCGAGGUGGUACAGCCACGCAAAGCCUGGGAGUCGGUGUCCAAGAUGAAUGUCAGCCUUGCUUCGGGCAAGGCAAAGACAUCAUUCCCAGCCAUUGGCUGA